AUGAACGACGUGAUAUUGGCUACUGCAGGAUAUGAUCAUAGCAUUAAGUUUUGGGAUGCAUUUUCAGGAGCUUGCAGAAAAUCAAUCAAUUAUCCUGAGUCCUAAAUCAACAAAUUGGCAAUAACAGCAGACAAGAAGUAUUUAGGUGUAGCAGCACACAAUGUUGUAAAAGUAUAUGAUAUAUUAUCUCAUGAGAAUGAAGUUUCUUUUGAAGGUCACACCGGUAACAUAACUUCUCUUGGUUUUUAAAAAGAGAAUAAAUGGUUUUUCACAAGUAGUGAGGAUAGUACACUUAAGAUAUUCGAUUUCAGAGCAAGUGGAUAUAUGAGAAAUUUAUCAAAUAAUGGAAUCAUGGUAAACAGUGCAGUUUUAAACCCAAAUCAAGUAGAAGUUAUUUUCGGUGAUUAAUCUGGCAGGAUUAAAAUAUGGGAUCUGACAAUGAAUACCACAAGAGAUCUUUUCGAAGACCAGGAAGAAAUUGGCAUUAGAUCUUUAUGCAUAGCGAACAAUUCAAGCAAAUUAGUGGCAGGUAAUUCUGCAGGUAUUUGCUAUAUUUGGAAUUCAAACAAUGGAGAAGAUUUCUAGCCUUAGUAGGAAUUAGAAGCUCACAGAGAUCAAUACAUUCUGAAAUGCCAAAUGAACAAAGAUAGAACUCUUUUGGCUACUUGUUCUUCUGAUAGAAGCUGUAAAAUAUGGAAACUAAACGAAGUUGAAGAUGAAUUUGAAGAGUAUUAAGAAUUAGCUGGGCAUGGUGGUUGGGUCUGGGAUUGCGAUUUCACAUCAGAUUCAGUAUAUUGUAUUACGGCCUCGACAGAUACUUGUGUCAGAAUUUGGAAAAUAGACAAGGCUGAUGUAAGGAAAACUCUAGUAGGACAUCAAAAAGGUAUCACCUGUAUGGCAUUCAGUGACACUCAAGUUAAGUAAUUAGUAGCAUAAUAAACAAACAAUAUGAUACCAAGAUGA
Messenger RNA from Stylonychia lemnae, 963 nucleotides. The record is from the annotation of a GenBank genome assembly. Lineage: Eukaryota; Ciliophora; Spirotrichea; Sporadotrichida; Oxytrichidae.